Messenger RNA from Fopius arisanus, 968 nucleotides. It is a transcript of the gene REG, whose product is annotated as proteasome regulator gamma. Gene Ontology annotation, molecular function: endopeptidase activator activity. Gene Ontology annotation, cellular component: cytoplasm; proteasome activator complex; nucleoplasm. Gene Ontology annotation, biological process: regulation of proteasomal protein catabolic process; positive regulation of endopeptidase activity; regulation of G1/S transition of mitotic cell cycle. Lineage: Eukaryota; Metazoa; Arthropoda; Insecta; Hymenoptera; Braconidae. Bases 109 to 855 code for a protein of 248 amino acids. The record is from RefSeq and is a predicted model, not a curated record. The transcript has 4 exons.
AUUGCUGGCCGGUACUUCCUGUUUGAAGUUGCACGUUUCAACAGAGAGGCUUUUUAGUGCGGUUAUAUUUUCUCAUUUUUUCUCAUUUUUUUUACGUAUAUAAAUAUAAUGGCCGAUGCAACAGCUAAGAAGGUUCAAGAAUACAAGGACUCAUUGAAGACAAAGGCAGAGCAAUUGCUCCUGAAGGGAUUCCCCGAGAAAAUUGUCAAGCUUAAUGAACUCAUGGAGGCGCCCAACUUCUGCAACCGUAAUCUUAGCCAAGUUCGCCAGGAGCUCAAUGUACCCAUUCCAGAACCAAUCGUUAUCAAUCAUUCCGAAAGUGGUCACAAGCACAAAAGAAUUAAGCUAGAGUCUGUGGAGAACAGUGCUGAUGAUGCAUCGGGGACUCAGGUGUUGGCUUUGCCCACUGGACCUAUACCCUGCAACGAACCACUUUGCGAACUGAUCCGCAUAGUUAAGCCGUACAUUAUACAACUACUAGAAGAUUCCAAUUUGUUAAAAAUGUGGAUUUCCUUCAUGAUUCCAAAAAUCGAAGAUGGAAACAACUUCGGUGUCUCAAUCCAGGAAGAUACUUUAGCUGAGAUCCAGUCGGUGGAGACUGAGGCUGCUGGAUUCUUCGAUCAAAUUUCCAGGUACUUCGUGUCGAGGGGGAAGAUCCUGAGUAAAGUUGCUAAAUACCCACACAUUUUGGACUACAGACGAGCAGUCGAAGAGCUCGAUGAUAAGGAGUACGCAAGUAUUUGGCUAGUAAUGACUGAAAUACGCAAUCGUUACUGCUCCCUCCACGACUUGGUCAUUAAAAACCUCGAAAAACUUAAACGACCACGAUCAUCCAACGCAGAGGGUCUGUACUAAUGCCUCUCCCUCGGAUUGCGUUUGCCUAAUUGUCGAGGGAAAAUUGCAGUGCCACUCAUCAAAAUUCGGAUCCAUCUUACAAUUUUUCAGACCAGAGCUGUUAAAAACUCGAA